UUGUGUGUAUCGGUAAAAUCCGAUACAAGCGCCGUUUUAUUAAUGUUAACUUCGCCCCAAAUGCUUUUCCCCCAGGUGCCGUGAAUGUACCAUCAUUAUUUAGCGUUUUGUAUUGAAUACGACGGAAGCCGUGAGCGCAUACAACUACUAGUAAAACAACAUGGACGUUCGUAGCUAGCAGCAGCGAAGUUUCUAGAUUUAACCCCCCCCCUUCCUGUAACGUUUAAAUGGUAUGUUUGGAAACACUACGGAUUAUCAAAGAAAGAAAGAAUGCCGCGUUAAGAAGAUGUACACCCCGGGGACACCCCAACACGGACAAGUCUACCGCCGCCCCCCCCCCCCUCAUCUAGUUCCUGGUCGGACACCGGAAGAACCAAGCUAAUCAGGACCCCUUUCAGGCUGAGGGAGCAGAAUGGGGAGGAAGGAUGCCAGCGCCACCAAACUACCAGUUGAUCAGUACAGGAAGCAAAUUGGUAAGCAGGACUACAAGAAGACUAAGUCAGUCUUGAAGGCCACGCGACUCAAAGCUGAAGCCAAGAAGAACUCCUCUGGAUUCAGGGAUGGCUUCCUGGUGCUGGUGGCCAUCGCGUUCUUUGUCGUCUGCGUCUACGCUUUUUUCUACCUCAACCUGAGCAACGAGAUUAACAUGGACUUGGACGUGGACUGAAAACGGGACUUUUGGGAGCACAAGGAGGCUGGCGGGCGGGCUGUGUCACAUGACCAGCAGAAGAGCGACAAUAUUUUAGAAAUACUUUGCUGGCAUUUUGAAGAUGCAGUAGACCAACCCCCACCGGGGUCCAACUUUUCCCUAUGAAAUGUCAAAAGUUGCCAUUUUUUAUGUUUUCAUUUUAUAAACAGGUGAAAAUAAAUGAUAUUCAGCAAAUAUUUCAAGAUAGUUUCUUACUAGUUACUAGGUAUCAACAUUUCUUUCUUUUCAAUUUUGAUGCUGUAAUCAUUUUAUUAUGUGGGCCCAUAAAACACAAGCUGUGGACUGUUAACGGCCCACGGGCCGAACUUUGGACACCCUUUGCCGUGGAGCGCUUUGCAGACCCUUCAUUAGGCUAAGAACCAGAACCAGGCUAAGAACUUUAGCAACCAGAUAGCUUAGGUUGGUUAGGGGCCAGCUUGCUUUGAUAAUAGGUGUUAGCAUGCUAACUGUUAGCAUCUUGAUACUUUAGCAAAAUAUCCUCAUAUUAAGUUGCAUGCAUUUACCUAGCAUUAUGCGAGCUGCACGGUUGGCACUUAGCUUAUAGCACCGCUGUCUCGUUAAAGACACUAGCUUUGGUAUGUUAGCAUUUGGCCAAGCACAUUUUUGUCAAUAUGCUCAUAUGAAGUUGCAUAUAUUUACCUAGCAUGACUGCACUGUUGAUGCUUGGCGCCGCUAUCUCGUCAUACACACCAGAUGUAGCAUUUGGCGCAUCACGGUCACAUUUGGCAUGUUAGCAAGAAUGUUUUUGCAAAUAUCCUCCUAUUGCGGUGACUUGCAUACAUUUACAUAGCAUGAUGCUAACCGCAUUGUUGUCGCCGCUAUCUCGUUAUAGGCACUAGCUUUAGCAUUUGGUGGAUCGCAUUGAGAUUUGACACUUUUUAGCCAGCAUCAAUUGACGCUAGACAUAUUCCCAUGUUAUCACAAUGUAGCCGUAUAGAGUGCUAGCUGUUAGCAUGGUUAGCAUUUCUGUCUUUAAAAAAAUGCUGAAAACUGAUGCUGGUCCAAAAGGAGUGGGAAGAAGCAAAGCUUAUUAAAUCCUACCCCUCCAUCUGGUACUUUUACAAUAAGUAACUGUUACAUUUGUUCACUUCCUGCUUUCCUAAUAUAGUUUAAGUUUUUAUUAUUAUUAUUAUUUUUUUAAUUUUAUUUUUGUCACAUAAUCAGUUCCCAGUUCCACAUGUCCAAAAGGAGUAGGAAGAAGCAAAGCUUAUUAAAUCCUACCCCUCCAUCUGGUACUUUUACAAUCAGUAACUGUUACAUUUGUUCACUUCCUGCUUUCCUAAUAUAAUUUAAGUUUUUUUAUUAUAUAUUUUUUUUUAAUUUGAUUUUUGUCACAUAAUCAGUUCCCAGUUCCACAUGUCCAAAAGGAGUAGGAAGAAGCAAAGCAUAUUAAAUCCUACCCCUCCAUCUGGUACUUUUACAAUCAGUAACUGUUACAUUUGUUCACUUCCUGCUUUUCUAAUAUAGUUAAAGUUGUUUUUUGUUUUUUUUAAUUGUAGUCAAUUUUUUAAUUUAAUUUAAUUUAAAUGGUUACAUUUGUUCACUUCCUGCUUUCCUAAUAUAGUUAAAGUUUUUUGUUUUUUUUAAUUGUAGUAAAUUUUAAAAUUUAAUUUAAUUUAAUUUAAUUUAAUUUAAUUUAAUUUAAUUUAAUUUAAUUUAAUUUAAUUUAAUUUAAUUUAAUUUUUGUCAUGUACCGAAGUACGAGGUGAUAUGAGCAUCCAAUGACAUAAUGGGUACCACAGUAACUAUCAAUAUAGUGAUAUGUAUAGCACAUCAUGAUCAUGUGAUCAAAUCUAUAAUAAAAUACGAAUGAUAUUAAAAAUAAUCUCAGAGUAAAUGAAUAUCUCCAAAAAAAUCCAAAUCCUAGCUAACGUUGCCCGGUCCAAAGAUGUAGCAGGCCUGCAGUGGUACUGGGGGGGCGGAGGGGGGGUCUAACGUCUGGUAGCAGCUUCCACUGGUAAUUCAUGGUCGUCACGUCCACCGAUGGGAGAAAUGGAAAUCAGAUCCCGGGCCUGCGUUGCAGCGAGACAAUCACAUUCUUGCACAACUCCUCCUCCUCCCGCCGGGGAUCACAGAGUGUGAGAUUAGAAUCCGCAGACGCUCUGAUGGCGGCUGUGCCCCGAAUACAAAUCUUCCAUCCCAAACAGGGAGGACUGUCUCUCCGUUCCAACAUGGUGGACGUCGCUACGAGAGGCUCCCGUGACCCCUGACCUCUAAUGAAAGAAAGCAGGAUGAUAAGCCACGCCUCUUCCUGUUCAUUCUCACGUGUGGCAGCGGAAAGUAGAAGGUUUUACUUCCUGGUAAUAUUCUAAGAUUAUUGUAUUAUUGUUUUCAAAUGUUCUUCUGUUAAUAUUGUAAUCAUUUGUUGUAGAAUUGUUGACUUUCUUAUGAAAUAUUGGAUUACAUUUUUUUCGCCAAUAUUGCAAUCAUUUUCUAGUACAUUUUUUCCACUUUAUUGUAAAAAUAUCUUUAUUAUUAUUAUUAUUAUUAUUAUUAUUCAUUCAU
Doryrhamphus excisus (bluestripe pipefish) is the source of this 3214-nucleotide messenger RNA. NCBI's taxonomy places the organism in Eukaryota, Metazoa, Chordata, Actinopteri, Syngnathiformes, Syngnathidae. The record is from RefSeq and is a predicted model, not a curated record.